Molecule: messenger RNA, 3865 nt
Organism: Fukomys damarensis (Damara mole-rat)
Lineage: Eukaryota; Metazoa; Chordata; Mammalia; Rodentia; Bathyergidae
Gene: Washc4
Product: WASH complex subunit 4
Exons: 33
Coding region: 1-3525 (1174 amino acids)
Biological process (GO): endosomal transport; endosome organization
Cellular component (GO): endosome; WASH complex
Source: RefSeq, a predicted model, not a curated record
AUGGCGACCGCGUCCGCCCGGCCGGAAGACUCGCUUUCCCGGCAGCCCACGCGGCCGCCCCGGGAAAUACAUGCUGAAGUCCAACUGAAGAAUUAUGGAAAAUUUCUUGAGGAUUAUACAUCACAGCUGAGAAGAAUUGAGGACGCCCUGGAUGAUUCAAUUGGAGAUGUUUGGGAUUUCAAUCUUGAUCCUAUAGCAUUAAAGCUUUUGCCUUAUGAACAGUCUUCCCUUUUGGAGCUGAUAAAGACUGAAAACAAGGUCUUAAACAAAGUCAUUACUGUUUAUGCUGCACUUUGUUGUGAAAUCAAGAAAUUAAAAUAUGAGGCCGAAACGAAGUUUUAUAAUGGUCUCUUGUUUUAUGGAGAAGGAGCUACCGAUUCUAGCAUAGUGGAAGGCGAUUGUCAGAUUCAGAUGGGGAGAUUUAUUUCAUUCUUACAGGAGCUGUCCUGUUUCGUCACGAGGUGCUACGAAGUGGUGAUGAAUGUAGUCCAUCAGCUGGCUGCCCUCUAUAUCAGUAACAAGGUUGCACCCAAAAUCAUAGAGACAACUGGAGUUCAUUUUCAGACUAUGUAUGAGCAUCUGGGAGAACUGCUCACAGUUUUGCUUACCCUGGACGAGAUCGUGGAGAAUCACAUCACUCUGAAAGACCACUGGACCAUGUACAAAAGGUUAAUGAAAUCUGUCCAUCACAACCCUUCAAAAUUUGGACUUCAGGAAGAGAAACUGAAGCCAUUUGAAAAGUUUCUCCUGCGGCUGGAAGGACAGUUGCUUGAUGGAACGAUAUUCCAGGCCUGUAUAGAACAGCAGUUUGAUUCUCUCAAUGGAGGAGUAUCUGUGUCCAAAAAUAGCACUUUUGCUGAAGAAUUUGCACAUAGUCUUCGCUCAAUUUUUGCAAAUGUGGAAGCCAAACUUGGAGAACCUUCGGAAAUUGACCAGAGGGACAAGUAUGUUGGAAUCUGUGGGCUCUUUGUGCUGCACUUCCAGAUUUUUCGAACUGUUGAUAAAAAGUUUUAUAAGUCUUUAUUGGACAUCUGUAAGAAGGUUCCAGCCAUCACUCUAACUGCUAAUAUUAUAUGGUUUCCUGAUAAUUUUCUGAUCCAGAAAAUGCCAGCAGCCGCCAAACUUCUAGACAGAAAAAGUCUCCAAGCCAUUAAAAUACACAGGGAAACUUUCCUGCAGCAGAAAGCUCAGUCACUUACCAAAGAUGUGCAGUCUUACUACGUCUUUGUGAGCUCAUGGAUGAUGAAAAUGGAAUCAAUUUUAUCUAAGGAGCAGAGAAUGGACAAGUUUGCUGAAGACCUCACUAACAGAUGUAAUGUUUUCAUACAGGGCUUCUUAUAUGCGUAUAGUAUUAGUACCAUUAUCAAGACCACAAUGAAUCUCUACGUGUCCACGCAGAAGCCAAUGACUAAGACCUCGGUGAAGGCGUUGUGCAGGCUCAUUGAACUUCUCAAGGCAAUAGAGCAUAUGUUUUACCGGAGAAGCAUGGUUGUGGCGGACUCUGUUUCACAUAUAACACAGCACCUUCAACAUCAGGCUCUUAAUUCUAUUUCUGUAGCCAAGAAAAGAGUAAUUUCUGACAAAAAGUAUAGUGAACAGCGUCUUGAUGUGCUCUCUGCUCUAGUUCUGGUCGAAAACACUCUUAACGGACCAAGCACAAAGCAGCGACGUCUCAUCAUCUCUCUGUCACUCAGUGUCGGCACCCAGAUGAAAACAUUUAAAGAUGAGGAGCUCUUCCCACUCCAAGUAGUCAUGAAGAAGCUGGACAUCAUCAGUGAGCUCAGAGAGCGCGUCCAGGCGCAGUGUGACUGCUGCUUCUUGUACUGGCAUCGAGCUGUCUUCCCAAUCUACUUAGAUGAUGUGUACGAAAACGCUGUUGACGCCGCUAGGUUACAUUACAUGUUCAGUGCGCUGCGAGACUGUGUGCCUGCCAUGAUGCAUUCGAGGCAUUUGGAGUCCUACGAGGUCCUUCUGGAUUGCUACGACAAAGAAAUUAUGGAAAUUUUAAAUGAGCGUCUGCUGGACAAGCUGUGCAAAGAGAUAGAGAAGGACCUGCGGCUCUCCGUGCACACUCACUUGAAGCUCGACGACCGCAACCCUUUCAAAGUGGGCAUGAAGGACCUGGCCCUGUUCUUCUCUCUGCAUCCAAUUCGGUUUUUCAAUCGUUUCAUCGACAUUCGAGCGUAUGUCACUCACUACUUGGACAAGACAUUCUACAAUCUCACCACAGUGGCUCUUCAUGAUUGGGCCACUUACGGUGAGAUGAGAAACUUAGCCAUGCAGCGUUACGGCUUGGUCAUGACGGAGGCGCACCUUCCCAGCCAGACGUUGGAGCAGGGCCUUGAUGUUUUGGAAAUUAUGAGAAAUAUUCAUAUAUUUGUGUCUCGAUACCUCUAUAAUCUCAACAAUCAGAUUUUUAUUGAAAGAACAAGCAAUAAUAAACAUUUGAGUACUAUUAAUAUUCGGCAUAUUGCUAACUCAAUCCGAACACAUGGCACAGGAAUCAUGAACACCACAGUUAAUUUCACCUACCAGUUUUUGAAAAAGAAGUUUUAUAUCUUUAGCCAGUUUAUGUAUGAUGAACAUAUCAAAUCCAGAUUGAUUAAAGACAUUCGGUUUUUCAGGGAAAUUAAGGACCAAAAUGAUCAUAAGUACCCUUUUGAUAGAGCAGAAAAAUUCAACCGAGGCAUCCGGAAACUUGGAAUCACGCCAGAGGGCCAGAGCUACCUUGAUCAGUUCAGGCAGCUCAUCAGCCAGAUUGGUAAUGCUAUGGGCUAUGUUCGGAUGAUUAGAUCUGGUGGUCUUCAUUGUAGCAGCAACGCCAUUAGAUUUGUGCCUGAUCUUGAAGAUAUUGUAAAUUUUGAAGAACUGGUAAAAGAAGAAGGUCUUGCAGAAGAAACAUUAAAAGCAGCAAGGCAUUUGGACUCAGUUCUCAGUGAUCACACACGAAAUUCUGCUGAAGGCACAGAGUAUUUCAAAAUGCUUGUGGAUGUUUUUGCUCCAGAAUUUCGAAGGCCAAAGAAUAUACACCUCCGAAAUUUUUAUAUCAUUGUGCCUCCUCUAACCCUCAACUUUGUAGAACAUUCCAUUAGUUGCAAGGAGAAAUUGAAUAAAAAAAAUAAAAUCGGAGCUGCCUUUACUGACGAUGGUUUUGCCAUGGGUGUGGCUUACAUCCUGAAGCUUUUGGAUCAGUACCAGGAGUUUGAUUCCCUUCACUGGUUCCAGUCUGUUAGAGAGAAAUAUUUGAAAGAGAUAAGGGCGGUCGCUAAGCAGCAGAACGUGCAGUCGGCUAGUCAAGAUGAAAAGCUGCUGCAGACCAUGAAUCUCACUCAGAAGCGACUGGAUGUCUAUUUACAGGAAUUUGAAUUGCUGUAUUUCUCACUGAGCAGUGCAAGAAUUUUCUUCAGAGCAGACAAGACUGCAGCUGAAGAGAAUCAGGAGAAGAAAGAGAAGGAAGAAGAAACCAAAACGAGUGAUGGAGACCUAUCGGAGAGCGCUGUGUCCGCCGACCCUGUCGUGAAAUGAUGCCCGAGGGGCCAAGGUCAUCCACACGCGUUCACACUCUGCUGGCGAGGUGGAGGUCAUGGCUGUGACAAAUUGUUUCCUGGGUUGUGUUCUGGAAAAUAUUUAGGUGUUGGAACUCAUGAAGGCAGGGCUCUGAAGUUACAUCCAUUCCACUUUCAAAGGCUCUGCUUUUCAGAGGUUGAGAAUAAGACUAAAACUGGAUUUUUCCCUGGACUGUGGGCUGGAAUGUGCUUCUUCAGCAGUUGCGUGGCCGGAUUCCUGAGCAGGCGCCUCACACCUUGUAGUCUGCACAUGUGUUUGUAAUUUGUGUCGCGUAAGUCUCUGGUCCCUGUCACCUCCA